Messenger RNA from Symbiodinium sp. CCMP2592, 894 nucleotides. NCBI's taxonomy places the organism in Eukaryota, Dinophyceae, Suessiales, Symbiodiniaceae. The record is from the annotation of a GenBank genome assembly.
AUGCAAGCCGUCCUUGCUGCCCUCUUCCGAGUCAUUCGCGUUUGCCCCGGCAGCCAAGACGUGACACUUGAUGCCAUGACGGUGAUGUCUUCAGUGGGGCUAUGUUCGGAUACCGAGAAAGCACAUCGAUGCAAGAUGAUGCUCGGUGAACACCUGGACUUUGAGACGACAGAUGUGAGGAACGCCCACAGCCGCAUGCAUUCGCAUGGGUUUGUGAGCCUCUUCCGGUCCCACACGAUCCGCGCGGCCCUUCUCAUCCUGAAGUUGGUUUCUGCGGCAGCAACGAACGCGCUUUUCUUCUCCGGCUCCGCCAUGUCCGGGAGUUCUGAUGACGGCUGCGUGCCGGAAACCUUCGCAGAGCGCAUUUGGCGUGCGACAAUAAUCGGCAUUCUCUCGGCCUUCGUGGGGGACGUUCUCAUUGUCUUGCUGGCCCUGGUGCAGCGGCGACGAGUCAUUGUUCGGGAGAGGUGGACUCCGAAGGCCCGGGCGCGUCAGUUGCGGAGUUGGCGACUACGGAGUUUCCUCUUCUGGCUGCUGUGGUUUCUUGACUGUGGCCUUUCCGUCACCUACAUCCUGGUCUUCUUAGCCAACGUCAGUGCCACCGAUGGCAGAAAGUGGAUCGAAAGUACCGGCAUGAGUCUCUUGCAAGAUCUUGUCCUGAAGCCCUUCUACCUGGCUUUUGGCUAUGGCACCAUCGCCAGCAUCGUGCUUUGCUGCAGCUCUCGCAUCAGGGAGAAGGUGGCGACAGAGUGGCAAGGAGUGGAUCAAGCGGCCGUCGCCAGGGAAAACCAUGAGGCGCAUGAACUCGGACAUGCCCUGCGGCUCGCCUGGGAAGUGGAGAGCAUUGACAGCGCGAAGCUCGUGAGAAACCAAAUUCAGAUUGAAAGCUUCUGA